Molecule: messenger RNA, 4083 nt
Organism: Pieris brassicae (large cabbage white)
Lineage: Eukaryota; Metazoa; Arthropoda; Insecta; Lepidoptera; Pieridae
Gene: RapGAP1
Product: rap1 GTPase-activating protein 1
Exons: 12
Coding region: 303-2528 (741 amino acids)
Biological process (GO): regulation of small GTPase mediated signal transduction; activation of GTPase activity
Cellular component (GO): cytoplasm
Molecular function (GO): GTPase activator activity
Source: RefSeq, a predicted model, not a curated record
CGGUGUAGACGUGACGUUCGUCUUAGCGCAAUACGUUUUACGUACUUCGUAACAUAAGUUUUGAUUGCGAUAAAUCGGCGGCCGAUUAUAACGUAUAUAGUGAAGUGAUUAAAAUUAUAGAAAAUCCGCGGAACCUAAGGUUGUGUUCAGUGAAAGUGCAUAAAAACUUAUCUGGGACGAAGAAAUUGAAAUUCUUGCAUUAAAAUAAAUAGAUUUAUGGAGUUCUCGACCGAAUAAUCGUGUCUGCGUGACGAUGCGAAUUGGAAGUUGAAAUCGUGGAUUCGUGGAUUUUCACGGGCUUUAUGAGGGAGAGAAGAUCUCUACCAAUAAGCGGCGAAGUGGCGCUCAAGGGUGAAAAGGAUGGAGGCGGUAGGGGAUUGGUGGUGAACUCUGUUUUAUGUGGUGUGGUGGAUGAACUGUCAAACGGGCGAGGACGCCGAGGCUCGUGGGUUAGGCACGCAGUUAUGGGUGUGCUCAGGUGGAAGGAUUUGACUGGAGUGCGGACCAGUUCCCCUACUGAUCAAAAAGAGUCGUCACGUGAGACUCGGCGGCCGGUAUCAGUAAGUGGAGCAACAGCCCCUGGAGACCGGUAUGAAGAGAGAAUACCGCAUGGACCGCCCUCCUCUCCUGGAGCUGUGGCUGCACAGCGACGGGUGGCGGCCGCCUGUCUCGCCAGCAGAAGACUUCUGGAGGAAAUCCUGGCUAAAUCUGGUACUCCCCCAACAGUAGUCUUACCUCCCGGUGGUGGUUACUGGGCGGAUGGCGUUGACGACAAUCCCCCAGAUGAAGACAACGAACCCCGUCCCCAACCGGGAACACCUCAGCAGGUGUCCAGACGACCCAACAUAGACACUGACGACACCGCCAAGUACUACAGGCGGUUCUUUCUAGGAAAGGAACACAUCAACUUGGUCGGUUUUGACACAAGCCUGGGGCCAGUAGUGAUGUCUUUGAAAAACGAACACAUGGCUGGUCAGGAUCACACCAGGAUACUUUUGCGACUGCGUACCGAAACUAUGCAUGGACUUAUACCUAUUACAAAUGCUGGUAACCUACCCCCACCGCUCAGAAUGGCGAAAAUGCUGAACGAACAAGUGAAUGUCGACAACUUCACAGCUAUCAUGUGUCUGAAUGCGUCUUCAAUGAUAGCCGCGUAUGAUGAACACGUUUUAGUGAACACUUUCAAGUUCGGCGUUCUAUACCAAAAGUACGGACAAACGACUGAGGAGGAUUUAUUCGGGAAUAAUGACACAUCUCCGGUGUUUGAUGAGUUUUUGGAUAUGUUGGGACAGAGGAUUAAGUUGAAGGAUCACAAAGGUUACCGAGGUGGUCUAGACAUAAUGAACGGGCACACUGGUACAGAGGCGGUCUAUGAAAGGUUCUACGAUCGAGAGAUCAUGUUUCAUGUAGCGCCGCUAUUGCCGCACACCGCUGGCGACGCGCAGCAAUUACAAAGGAAACGACAUGUUGGAAAUGACAUUGUUGCUAUUGUAUUUCAGGAAAGAUCAACCCCGUUCACACCUGAUAUGAUCGCUUCACACUUCUUACACGCAUUUAUCGUGGUCACGCCCAUCGAAGUCGAAGGGGAGACCAGGUACAAAGUGGGCGUCACAGCUCGUGGGGACGUACCAUUCUUCGGACCGACUCUCCCGCAGCCUUCAAUAUUCCGCAAAGGCCGCGAAUUCAAAGACUUCCUCCUCACCAAGUUAAUAAACGCUGAAAACGCAUGCUACAAAGCAAAGAAAUUCGCUGAACUCGAGCAACGAACCCGUAUGUCAUUACUCCAGUCGUUGGCUGAAAAGUUGAGAGAUAAGACUGUUGAGUUCCUUGGUACGGGGGCGCGAUGUGAUAUAGGAGCGGUUUCACCACAGCCUGAGGGAACUCCGAAACAAGACGGACCGGCUACCAAGAUAUUUGAUACAGUUCGAAAAGUCAUAUAUAAUUCGAAAAUGAGAUCACCAAGUGUAGACACGAAUCUGUCCAGCGAUAGUAAUAAAAAUAACGCGUGCAAGCGAGUUUUAGCGCACGAAAUACCAACUCCAAAUAGUGGACGAUCAAAGACGUCCAUACCAUCCUCAUCAGCCAGUGCAGUGUCAGUCCGGUCAGCGGGCGGUUCCGGUUCCGGUGAAUCCAGCCCAGAUGUGACGUCACGAGCGGCUGCGCCACGCCCUCCGCUACAUGAUCAUAGCGAUGACUCCAGCCUGAAUUCUGUCGAUCUUGAUCCACUUGGUGGCGUUUACGUGGAUAGUGACACUGGCUUAGAAUCCAUGUCGUCAGCUGAAGCAGGCGCAGCCAAUAACAGAGAGGCCAUGGUGCCUCCGAGAGACGCAGAUCAGUUACGGCAGGAAGUCUGCCGACUUAAGAACGACAAAUUGGACCUUUUAAAACAGAAUAUUACAUGGCAAAACGAAAUUAAGUCCCUGCGUGAACGAGUGAUGUCUCUACAGGCCGAGUUAGCUGCGGUGGGCAAAGAACGGAGACGGGAAGCCACCAUUAUACCCAAUACUACUCAUGAUUCCACCGCUUAGAUUAUAUAUGGCAUAUAUGCAUACGGCUUGUUUUAACUUCAAACAGCGCCAUCUCUGUUUAUUGCGUUAAACGGAAGCAAACGAAAGUUUGUAUGUUUGUUAUCCUUUUGGAGUUUAUUUUAUAAAUGUUAUUGAAAUAUUCGCGGUUAUUUUUUAGUUUUUGUUAGUUUCCGUAGAUGUAACAUAGUGCUGACCUAUGAGAGAUAUAGAAAAUUAGUGUUUUCAAUUUCUUUCAUUAGUAUUAAAACUAAAAUAUGCCGCGAAGUUUCAAUACCAUCAAAAUACAAAAUUAGCUAAUCAAUGUCUUUGUUUAAUCAUUCAUUAACGAAUUUUGUGGUAGAAAUCUCAUCGGAAUUAAUGAUUUGAUUGUUAGUGAAUUAGAUUUCUGUGAAAUUAAUGCUAACCCGGCCUAAUUAUAGUGAAAUAGUGCAAUAUAUAUAUAUUAUACUAUUUGUAGAAAAUUAUAUACUACAACAACAAAUAUUUUUCCAAUAUUUAUUUAUACAACAGACAACAGUAAAAUAUCUUUAAUAAAAACUUAUUUUGUGAUUAUUUGAAAAACUUCUAUUGCAUUGUUUAUAAUCAAAAUAAUCCAAUAAAAAUUUACAGCUGCGCACUGACUGCAUCGUAAAGUAUAUGUCAGCACAUUAAUAUUUUCUAAUUAUUAAACGCUAUAAUAGAGAAUGUAUCGAUUUGACCUAAUUUAUAACUAUCAUAAAAAUAUCCAACCUGUUAAUUGGGAUGCAAAAAAACCGGUUGGAAGUAGUGAUUAAAAAGUAAUCGGGUUUUUUAUUUGAUUUUUGUAGUACUCGAAGUACGAUUUCUUAUUAGAAAAUAGAUUAAUUCUUGUUAUAAAAACUGGUACCUACGAAAGCCUUCGAUCUUGUAGCCAUAGUAAAAUGAGGCUCAUUAGAGUCCUAUAGGAGUCGAUUAGAAUUUCUAUUUUAUAUAAAUCCCAGUAUAUAUUUUAUCUACAUGUGUAAAAGUUUGCAAUUCUUGUGUUUUUUCUAAAGCAAAGUUUUGUACUAUAUUUCUAAACAUUUAUAGAUAUAGAUUUUCAUAUGUACGUAAUCAUUUUCUCAGCACAUUUAAAUUCCAUUUGGAUUUUGGAUAAGUUUAAUUUAGUUUUCCAGUGUCAGCUGGCUUUGUAAAUAUAAUUUAACUGGUCUAGGACUAUACUAAAUAAACAGUAUUUCUUAAUUUAUGCUUGACAGUUAAGUAUCGUUUCGAAUGUCUUUGAGUUUGAUUAUGUUUUGUUGAUUAUAAUUAAUAUUUUAUACCAAAGUUAACAUUCCCAACUAAAUAGCAUAAUGGUUUCGUAGCACGUAUAAUAGAGAUGAAUCAGUAUUCUUAAAAAAAUGUAGCAUAUGUCUAAGUUUACAUUUAGUUAAUAUUAAAUGUAAUCUUUUAGAUUUUGUUCAUCUGUUGAUAAUGAUAAGUUUAAGAACUACUGUUGAUUCUUCUCUUAGACUUAAACCAAAUCAAGCGCGGAGCGUAAGAAUAUAGGUAUAAUUGUAAGAGAUACUAUUGAAUUAUAUUAAUAGUUAUUCAAUUA